UUGAACCUCAAUUCAUCAUUCAUUCUAUGUUGUCUCUCUUCUUCUGUCGUCUUCUUCCCUCUCACUCUUUCAACUUUCAAGUAACACCACACCCUUCUUUUCUUACUCUUACUCUUAUGCUUUUCACCUUCUUCACUUCACUACCCUCUACCCUUUUCUGAGACACAAACACCCUCUACCCUUUUCUGAGACACAAACACUCUCUUCCUGUUCCACGCUUCCAAUGGCUUCAUGUAGUAUAGGGACCCCAAAUAUUAAAGCAUUGAACUUGCACUUUGGUGGAAAAAAAGUUGGCCUUUCACAACAAUUUGGUACAAGAAGCUGGAUCAGUAAGCAGUCACUGCAGUACACUAGUUUGGUUAUGUCACGACAGAAAGUUAGGUUUUCACCGACAGAGAUCCAAUUUGUUACAAGGUCAGAAGGUUCUGAAGAGGUUAAAUCUUCAGGUUUGACAAGUGAGCUUAUUCCUAAUCUUAUUGAGGUGGAGUUCCUGCUCACAAAAUUAUGCGACACAAGUUCAAUUGGGGAGUUAGAUUUAAAACUUGCUGGGUUUCACCUUCAUGUAGUGAGGGAUUUGACUGAAAAAACUAAAACUCUACCUCCUCCAAUUCCUGCUUCUGAAAGUAUAAUUAAUGUCACAGAAACACCUAAAACAAAUGGAUCAGUUUCUACAACUUCGUUGGCUGUCUCGAAGCCAGUAGACCCAAUACCUUCUUCUGGGUCCAUCCAGAGAUUCCUAAACAAAGCUGCUGAUGAAGGCUUGGUAAUAAUUCAGUCUCCAAAGGUGGGUUUCUUUAGGAGAUCACGGACGAUAAAGGGGAGGCGUGCUCCACCAUCAUGUAAAGAGAAACAAAAUGUUGAGGAGGGGCAAGUGAUUUGUUAUAUUGAACAGCUUGGUGGUGAGCUGCCAAUUGAGUCUGAUGUGUCGGGAGAGGUCAUCAAGAUCCUACAAAAGGACGGCGAUCCUGUUGGAUAUGGUGACGCACUUGUUGCAAUAUUGCCAUCAUUUCCUGGAAUAAAGAAGCUUCAAUAGCCUCGAAUUUUUGGAAAACAGUCAUUCUUGCCAGCCAUGCUGUAAUUGAGUCAUACAUAUAUUUCAUUACUUUUGAGUUCAUGUGGUCCAUAGCUUAUUUGUUUUGCAUAUCAAAGACAAAGGGUAAAAUCAAACUACUUUGUUUUCUCAUACUUUCCUA
Molecule: messenger RNA, 1193 nt
Organism: Glycine soja
Lineage: Eukaryota; Viridiplantae; Streptophyta; Magnoliopsida; Fabales; Fabaceae
Product: biotin carboxyl carrier protein of acetyl-CoA carboxylase-like
Exons: 9
Coding region: 224-1033 (269 amino acids)
Source: RefSeq, a predicted model, not a curated record